GUCUGAAAAAGAGAGAAAUAGAAAGGCUUUAGAAGGAAAUUCAAGAGGCUAUGGCCUGGACAACUAUAGAUAUAGCCCUAAAAGCUUUUUUCAUUCCUAUUAAUAUGCUCAUAUUUUUUAAAAAAGCAAAAUUAAUUUGUAGUAUAACAAUGCCCUACUUCUGCCACACUUCCAUUCAAUGCUUUUCAAACAGUAACUCAUCUCAGCUGGAGUAUAUGUCAUACACUAGAUUCAAAUUAAAUCAAAUCAAGAAAUCUGCUCAAGCAUUGCUUCAAAUUCAUUGAAUCACCUGAACCCUUGGCACGUUGCUGCCAGGAAACAAAUGUUUAAGUAUAUCCUUUGGGAACCUAAUCCAUUCAAAUCAAAGUUAUAGUAGGUGUUGAUAUCUGAGCAAAGUUCGCUCAUUAAAAUAAAAUGAUUGUCCAGUGGUGGCAUAUUAUAAGCUGACAAAUGCUUUUUAUACUCCUGUUCAGACAUUAGUAAAGUAUUUUGGGUUACAUUUCUUUAAAACAAACCCCUAAUGGAAUACUGAUAUAUUAGAUGUUAGAUAUAUAGAUUUUGAUACAAUAAAUAUUGUGAGGAAUCUCAGCACUUGUUGCCCAUUCCCAAUUGUCAACUAACUUUCUUAAAAGGAUGUUCGUAAACUGGAUGAUUUUUUUUUUGUUGACAAUUGGUUCAUGGACAGUAUUAUUGGAACUUACUUUCAAUUCCAGAUUUAUUAAUUGAAUAUAAACUCCAACAGCUGCUGAGGCUGUGGAAUUUAAAUACAUGGACCCAGAGUAUUAGCCCAAUCACAUUAUCACUACAUCAGCAUCUCCCACUCUGUGAUAAUAAUAGCUACUUAAGGUCAUCCUUUAAACUAGAAACAGAAAAGUAGCCAGAGGGGUUAAACAGAGUACUGUCAUUUGUUCCAUCUCUGAAUACACAUGCUUUACUGAUUACAAAUGGAAACCUGAUGAGGAAGUUUUAUAUUGCAAUUUGAUUAAACUCAGGGUUUGAGCUUGUUUUAAAACACACGGUUCUGAAACUUGCUGACUGUUCAGAAAUUCUCCGCAAACUUUUCUGAACGAAUAUAAAAGAAGAAUUGAAAUACACUGUUAAUAACGUUUCAUUCGAGGUGUUCCUUUGCUUGCAAAAUUACAAUAUCUUUGAGCACCUUUUCCAAGGACCUGUUGAAUGUAUACAUGCUGUUGAAAUGGGCACCAGAUUUGUUCACAUCCAAAUAGCUAUAGUCUCUACCGUACAUUGUGCAGGUGGCUAUGCUGACUAUGGUGGGAUACCAGUUUUCUACAAUGAUGAAGAAGGAGAGCCCACAGUGUUGUCACUCAGUGGAAGAAUCACUUUCAAGCACGUUAGAUAUUUUGCUGUUGAAGAUUGUCAUUGUCCUUUAGGAUGUCUGAUCCACUGGCCUGAUGAAAUGUAUUGUGAUAACAGAGUACUACUACAUGUGCCACUGAAGUUGCCAUUUAGAACGCAGUAUCUGUACCUCCAAGGCAAUUGCAUCAAGUACCUUCCUGAAGGGGUUUUCAAGAACAUGACUGCUCUAAAGUGGAUGAUCCUGGACAGAAACAAAAUUAGAAGUGAAAAUGUUGGAAAAGGCAUUUUCACUAAUUUUAAACAACUUGGAAAUCUGUACAUGAAUUAUAAUAAUUUGAUAGAGAUACCAGCACCAUUGCCUAGCAGCUUAAAACAGCUGAGACUUGCAUACACCAUAAUUACAAAGCUCUCCUGAAAGCAAUUUGAAAACCUGGAGAAUUUAGUGAUGUUGCUUCAUGGCAAUCGACUGACAACAAUCGAUGGAGGUGAUAUGGAAGGAUUGAGGUCUGUUAUUCAUCUAGAUUUGAGUUAUAAUCAGUUGUCUGUGUUUCCCAAGAAUCUUCCAAAUACAAUCCAAUGAUUUUACUGCACCAACAAUCUUGUCAAAACUCUUAUGGAAGAUUGUUUGACACAGUUUCAUCAACUCCUUUAUCUGCAUUUGAGCCAUAACAAGCUCACCAACGAUGGUCUGGCUCCAAAUAGUUUCAACAUCUCCAGGCUGAUUGAACUAGGCUUGUCUCAUAACAACUUCACCUCCAUUCCACAAGUCCAUGAAAAUCUUCAGUAUCUCUAUAUGGAAGCCAAUCAGAUCAGAGAACUCAAUGUAAGCAGUUUCAGUCACAAGGUAAACCCAGUGGAUUAUUCCCAAUUGAGGAUUCUCCGUUUGGAUGAAAACAAGUUAACCUACAGCCAAAUUCCCAGUGACUGUGUGAAUUGUUUAAGAGAAAUUACUGAAAUUAUUGUAUAACUUGAUUUCAGAAUACCACAAACUUCGCAGCAAAUGUAACUGUCUAUAUGUAACAUAGAAGAAGACCUGCUUAUUGUUGUAUUCCUAAUAUUUUGAAUGUAUAAAAGACCAGAUCCUUAGCAUCCCCAAAGACCCAUUAGUUAUGAUGAAAAGAAUGUCAGAUGCAGUCCCAAUUAAAACUAUGACCUGUUAGCAUACUUAGGCAACACAUUCCUUCCCAUGGCUCCUCGACAGGGAUGAAGGUUAGAUCAAAUAUAAAAGCAGAAGUUCCCAUGAGAAAUGACCUUUAUCUCUUUCAGGGCUAGCUGCAUAAUUGUGGCAUUUUCUGUACUUACUUAAGAGUCCCUGCAUUUGUUAGCAAUUUUGAGUUGGGUUUCAUGAUUCUAGCAGAAUUGUGUGGAUUUCAGGUGAUGGAUCUCACAACACUAACCCCUUUAGCUCUUCAAAAAUAAACUUGUAGCUUGAAAUGUGCAUGAACUUUGUCAGCUAGUCAGUUUGAAACAACUUUAUGGUGCAUGCCAACAAAGGAUUUUUCCCUCUUCCCUUAUGGGGCAUAGCUGUUUUUGACAGUGAGAGAACUGAAAUAAACAAUAAAUCUGUAGCAAAUCACUCAACACAUUGCGGUGCCUCUACUAAUAAGUGUCCACUUGCAAAUCAAUCAGUAGUCUCUUCUCAUGCAGUAAAAAUAAUUAUUCCUUUUGAAAUCUGAUUUUCUUGUGAUUCUGUCCUGAUUAGAUGAAAAUCUUCAAUGGCAUGUUUCUUGUACCAGUAAUACUCAAGUACUGUGUCAUAAAAUGAUUCAAACCCCAAAUGUUAGAUUGGACCAGAUUGGCUAGAUGGCUCUUUCUUGAGAGUAGGAUACUCUCACACUGGAUAAAUUACAUAUUAUCAGGCUACUUUCAUUUGCAGGUUUAUUUUGGCUCAUGGUUCAUUAUCACAAAUAAUAGAAUUGCAGGGCCUUGUUAACUCAUUUGGUGACCAUAUAAUUUAGAUUAGCACCAAGCAUUUGGAUUUGAUAUGAUUACGGCUCAGGUAGACUAGGGGUCAGCAUUCACACCCAGUCCCUGAGAGGGAAAGACAAAAGCAAACCAUCACAAACAAAGAAAAAGCCAAGUAAAAGAGCUCAAGCUGAAGCAUAAGUGGUCAAAGAGUUAAAGAACUGCCUUACCAAAACACAAAUUAAGGAAGAGUAUGAAUUCUAUCAAUGAAACACAUUCAACUGGUUGCAUCUGUGCCAGCUCUUUCAAAGAGCUAUUCAAGUGCAGCUAUUCAGCUCUCUUGCUGUAUCCAAUUCCAUUUUAGAAGUUACCAUUUAAUGUUUCCACCAUCUUUUGAUGUAAUGCUCCGAAGUCACCACAAACUGCAUAAAAUUGUUAAUAUAGAUGAAUUUAUCAAUCAUAUGAACAAGGAACAAGAAGAGGCCUGUUCAAAUCUCCUUGGGAUCUUAUAUGUUUCAAUUAAAUCACCCUCUGAUACUUCUGAAUGCCAGCAAAUAUAGGCCUAGCCUGACUAGCCUUUACUCAUAGGACAAUCCAUUAAUUCCAGAUAUUAAUCUAGUCAAUUUUGUCUGAACUGCUUCCAAUGCAUUAACAUCUGUCCUCUGUCAGUAAAUACAGUGAUCAGUCCAGUACACAGUACUCUAGAUGCAGUCUCAUCAAUACCCUGUAAUUAUUCUUACGAACUUAUACUCCACAACCACCUGAUGAAGGAGCAGUGUUCUGAAAGCUAGUGCUCCCAAAUAAACCUGUGGGAAUAUAACCUGAUGUUGUGUGAUUUUUAACUCUGUAUAAGUAAAGCAUGACCUCCUACCUUUACAUUCAAUUCCCAUCAUAAUAAAACAUGAUGCUCUAUUUGCUUUCCUGAUGACUUGCUGCAUCUGCAUACUAACUUUCUGUGAUUCAUGCACACCAUAUCUCUCUGCAUCGCAAAGCAAUUUAUGAUCCCUUUUUAGUUAUUUCAAUAACUUUUAAUACGUUUUAGUUGCACUUCAGCCCUACGUUCCUGGUCUUUGGGCACUCAAUACAGAAGGGUGUCUGCAGAUUGUAGGACCUCCUCUUGAGUCAGUUCCUGGGCCUGGCCAGGCUAGCUAUAAGCAGGUACAAACAGCAGGUUGUGGAUCAGGUCACAUCUACCAACUCUCUGCCCUUCUUCCAUGGUUAUGUUCAAGCCCGGGUAUCAUUGGAAAAUGAACAUGUGGUGCCCACCAAUGCUCUUGAUACCUUUAGAAGAGUUGGGCACCACGUUUUAUUUCUCCCUCCAAGUCCAUUUUAACUUAGUCACUUCUCAAUCUCCGUACAGCCCCCCACCUCACUUUUGAUGGCAUGCAUUGCCCAUAAUGGGUUUUGCCUGUAAUUAUUGGACUGGCUUCACAGGUGUUUUACUGGUGAUGGUCAGUAAGUUAAAAAAAACAAUGAAAAAAACAGAUGCAAGAACAGGUCUGUAGAGCUGUCUGUCCUGGACUGGGACUAGCUGAUGUACAUCAUGAGUACUGGCUCUGUUUUGCUGCGUAACAUAAAUGGUGUUCCUUUCCAGUCAGGCUUCUGAGUUAUUAUAUAUACUUCAUUACCAUAAUCCAAAUCAUUUACAUCAACUGGAAAGGGUUGAGGGUUCAACUUGACUCCUGUAGUAUACCAAUUGUGAUAGCCUCCAACCGAAGAAGACGCACUAUUUCCUCCUCUCUGCUUCCUGUUGGCAAGCCAGUCCUCUAUCCAUGCCAAUGUGUUACCCUGCUGCACUAUGAGCAUUUCUUUUUCACAAUGACUUUUGAUGUGGCAUCUUAGUAAAUGCUUUCAGGAAAGCUAAAGACAAUACAUCCACUGGUUCCCCUUUAUCUAUGGUAAAAGUUACUUCUUCAAAGCACUCCAAUAAGUUAGAUUUUCCUUUGACAAACUCAUGCUGGUUCUGCCUGAUUACUUUGAAAUCAACUGAGUUAGAUCAGAAACUCAAGAGAUCUUGCAGUAUCUGUGGAGAGAGAAACAGAAUUCACUUUUCACAUUUGAUUUGAUGCUUUUUCAGAACUGGAAUUCCAUAAAAGAGUCAAAUUGGGCUUGAAAUGUUGAUUCUAUUUCUGCCUUCAGACAUAAUGAAUUUCUUUAAAACUUCCCGUUUUAUUUCAGAUUUCCAAAAUUCACAGCCUUUUGCAAUUAGUUGAUUUGAAUCCUUUCCCUCUCCUCUGUAUUCAAUCAAAAUCCAAGGAUCACCCUGAGGUUGCUGAUAUCUAAUGAUAUGACAAUUUGAGAUGAUAAAAGCUUUAAUCCAUGUAAAUCUCAACAUAUAAUUCUCUUAUUGUUAAACAAGUUUGUCCCUUUAAAGUCAGUAAAUGUAAUUUCUGUAACUAAACAAAGCCUGAGGUUAGAAUGUAAUUGAAAUACUGAAUGUUGAAAUCCACAAGCCAUGGCCUGAAAUAUUUACUGUUUCUUUCUCCCGAUGUGUUGUCAGACGGGUUGGGUAAUUCCAGUAUAUUCUGAAAUUUAUUUUCAUUUCCCGGCUUCUGCUAAAUCUUAUUUUGAGAUUUUAAUUGUUGUUUCAUGAGGGAGGUCAUACCACUUGGAAGGAAUUUGUAAAACUUUGGUUUCAGGUUGAAUCAAAAACAAGGUAAAAUUAAUGAUUUUCUUUCAACAUUGAAACACUAAAGUGUGAUGCAUCUAAUGUGACUGACAUAUCCAGAGAGAUUAUUUGUGCUGCUAUGCUUCAACCCUUGAGUGAAUAUGUUGCUUGGAUUCUACAAGCAAAACAUUUAAUGUUAAGUCUUAUGAAUAACUGUUCCGUAUUGAGAUACCGUAAC
Molecule: messenger RNA, 6068 nt
Organism: Chiloscyllium plagiosum (whitespotted bambooshark)
Lineage: Eukaryota; Metazoa; Chordata; Chondrichthyes; Orectolobiformes; Hemiscylliidae
Source: RefSeq, a predicted model, not a curated record